Rhinichthys klamathensis goyatoka is the source of this 2869-nucleotide messenger RNA. It is a transcript of the gene vwa11, whose product is annotated as von Willebrand factor A domain containing 11. The transcript has 17 exons. Bases 77 to 2854 code for a protein of 925 amino acids. NCBI's taxonomy places the organism in Eukaryota, Metazoa, Chordata, Actinopteri, Cypriniformes, Leuciscidae. The record is from RefSeq and is a predicted model, not a curated record.
AUGUCAUCAGAGCCUAACAAGGAUCCAUUAUCAAGGGAUAGACUGGAGGUACCGAGACAGAUUGAAGGUACCUUGAAUGUUGAAGAUGAUCAUGAAGUCAUUAGUACCCACUGUGGCCCUGAUCACACUAGUAGUGUCAAGGAUGCAGGCUUUUGUGUCAGUCGGGGGUAACGGAAACACUCAUGUGACCAUUACUGGUUCUGCUGUGAUGGCAAAGAUCCAGGAGGUGUGUGAAGCAGUGGCUGAAUCAGAAGGAAGAAAAUUCAAUCCAACGGGCUCAUCACCUGAAGAGCUGCUGCGUGCGUGUCUGGGCACGGCCACAGGUGAGGUUUCGGGUGCCAAGUUCCGUACGGCACUGAAUCAGAUCUACAUGCAGAAUGGAUUUGUGGACCGUGAUUUCAUGGACAGUGCACCACACCACUUCAAUAAUGAGGCCUUCACUGAGGGGCGCAACCUCAUCAUUCAGGGAACUGCAGCCAUAAAAGCGAAUGUCCGCACUGACAACCUUCAAUCUGCCAGAGAAACACUAGGGAGAGUGUGUCACACACUACAGGAUUUUUACAGCCACAGUAACUGGGUUGAAUUAGGCAACAAAAGUCCAUAUGCCAACCUCAUCAGACCGGAUCUCAACAUUGAGAACAUUGCAGACGUUGCAAUGCCAACAUGCAGUGACUGUGCCAGUGGUACAUGUCCAAACCAGCUGCUGUCUGCUAUUCUGAAUGGGAAGUACCUCACUUCAGGAUACAUGGGCUUGUUCUCCUCUGACAAACCUCAAGGUAAAUGUAGCCAUGGUGGGGAGACUGAUCUCAGCAGUACCCAGAAUCCUCGAGGUGGGAUCAGUAAAGAUGAACGCCGUUCCCAUAAUGCUGAUCUACACAAUAAUGCUGUGAACCUGGCAUCUGAAGCCACCCUGGAGCUGCUGGAGGACAUACGUGGAGCUGUAGGGAACAAGGACUACCUUCGACUGAUGGGUAUUGCACGAUCUGCAGUGCUGGCUUUUGUAAUUGACACCACAGGCAGUAUGUCGGACGACAUUGCAGAAGCCAAGAGAGUCGCCUUCAACAUCAUUGACAGUAAGAAAGGAACUCAAGAUGAACCAUCUGAAUAUAUUCUGGUGCCGUUUAAUGAUCCAGGUUUUGGACCACUAAUAAGAACCACAGACCCAGAUAUAAUGAAGUCAGAGAUCUCUAAACUCUAUGCCCAUGAUGGCGGAGACCUCCCAGAAAUGUGCCUGUCAGGACUUCAGUUGGCUCUGACAGGCGCUCCCUCCUCCUCGCAUAUAUAUGUGUUCACCGACGCUCCACCAAAGGAUACAUACCUGGAGAAAACCAUCACCGCCCUCAUCCGCAGCACCAAGUCUACGGUGAACGUCUUCAUGACAACAUCAAGGAGGAGGAGAAGGGCAUUGAAGGCAGGGCCAGCUUUUCAGGUGUAUUUUGACGUGGCCUUGGCCUCUGGAGGUCAAGCCAUUGAGGUUCCCAAGUCCAGCCUCUCUCAAGCCACUGACAUCAUUGUUGAUACCUCCACCUCAGCCCUGGUGACAAUUCUUCAGCGCUCCAGGGAUCCAGGACGUGUGGAGAGUUUCUCCUUCCUACUGGAUGAGUCUGUGUCCAACACUACUAUCUAUAUCACAGGAAGUAGCCUCACAUUCAACCUACGCAGCCCGACAGGUGUCUCUCAAUCUAACACUGUUUCCAACGGACCUCUGGGAACAAUUCAUAAAGUAGGUAACCUGCAACGGAUCCAAUUAAAUGAAACUGAGAUGGGCCUGUGGCACAUUGACAUGACGACAACUCAGUCCUACACCAUAAAAGUGAUUGGUCAGAGUGCGAUUACAUUCAUCUAUGACUUUGUGGAGGAAUUCAAAGGACCUCAUCCUGGAUAUGCGGUCAUUGAUGGGCGGCCGUCAGCAGGUUUACCGGCUAAGCUGCUACUAACACUGACUGGAGAGAAAGGUCCAGAGGUUCUAGAGGUGCAUGAGGUCGCUCUCAUGGAGGUGUCUGGGGUCAAAGUGUCUAAUGGAACCAUAGAGAAAAUGGGUGGUGGAGAUUUCCUAGUUACUGUGAAAGAAGUGCCAGAAGGAGAGUUUGUGGUCUUGCUAAAAGGAAAAGACAAGACCUUCUCCAGCCUGUUCCAGAGGCAGACCACCACACAGAUGUCUCAGUCCAAAGUCACUGUCAAGGCAAUAGCGGACAGCUCCAUGCUACCAGGACAAGUAUUUAAACUAAAUUUUACUGUUACAACCAAUGGAUCAAGCGGUACCUACACAAUUCGUGCAAGGAAUGACAAAACCAUCCCUAUGACACAUCCAUUAACGCUCAAUCUGGAGAGUGGCGGCAGUGCUCAAGGGACAGUGUCUCUCACUCCUCCUGCAGAUACGGUCUCAGGCACAGAUGUUACGCUAACCAUCGAGGCAGAGGGACCUGGAGGAAGUGAUUCUAACUAUGCUGUCAUUCGCCUUUCUGUUCUCUCCAAGGUGACUGACUUGACACCUCCAAAAUGUGAAAUUGUCGAUGUACAGGGUACUUGCUACGCCUCCUCUUGCAGCUCAUCAAACUGGGAACUGUCUGUCAACAUCACAGACGGUAAAGGCACAGGCAUUGAGAGCAUUUCCAUCCAGCAAGGCAGUGGAAAUUUAACCCAGAAGGAAGAGGAAGACACUGUGAUGGGUCUAUAUGAGGCCUCCUGUUGUUCAACUUCUGUGACUUUAUCCGCAGUUGACAAGGUUGGGAACGUAGGCAGGUGCAGUUACACCAUGAAGUCUAGCGCAGGCUCUCGCCUCAUCAGCAUGUCCCUCCCGCUGUGGACAUCUCUGCUUUUCUAUGUUUUUCUACGUGACGCAUUUCCUCUGUAAUGAUAUGGAGUACAU